Messenger RNA from Soboliphyme baturini, 423 nucleotides. NCBI's taxonomy places the organism in Eukaryota, Metazoa, Nematoda, Enoplea, Dioctophymatida, Soboliphymatidae. The record is from the annotation of a GenBank genome assembly.
AUGACGGCGGUGGAGCCAGUAGUCGUCGUCCUCGUCCUCGUCGCUCGAGCAAUCAAUGACAGCAGGCUGCUUACUGCGAGGAAAGAAACACCAUCGAGCCCGGCACAGAAUGUGCCGUUUCUUCGCCCGAGAACCGUGCUCACCCGACAGAAUGAGGUUUUUAUUUUCAGCGCAAGUUCUCCGAAGAAAGAAUUGCACGUCGCUGUACGCUUCAUCAGCCUGACUCAGCAAUCCGAUUCUUCCGAAAGGCGGGGUAUCCAUAGGAAAUCUGGCCCGCCAUUUGAUUUCGAUCGCGGCCAGUUUUUACCUCAUCAGCCUCCGUUCGCUGACGAAAGACCAACCGACUUGUCGCAUAGACUCGGUCGCGCUGAGUUAUUGAACUUGGUGCCUCGGCUCUGCUCGGUCGAGGAUCUCUGCACGUAG